UGGAACUGUUCGGGUUGGUGAGGGGGGCACAGUCUCUCUCUCUCUCUCAGAGUGUGUGUGUUUCAGUGUGUGUGUCGGUGUGGAGCGGUGAUGGUGUAUGGAGAGAUCUCAUGAACGGAUACUCAUGGAUGAGAUGGAUUGAGUGUGAGUUUACAUUCAACAACAGAACAACAUAAGAAUCAAUCUGGAUUUAUUACACAUCUGUGCUUGUGUUUGCAUGAAGUUACCAGAUUCAGACUCAAUCCAGACUGCUGAGGGUUCAUUCCGAGACAGUCGUCUAUCUACUGGAGAGUUUCUGGGCGGACAGUUGUUUUGAGCUAUCACACAUAUGCCAGACUCCGCCAGACUGACGAGACUGUAUUGGUUUAUUUGGCUUCCCUCCCUCUACCCGUCCAUCUGGAUUCUUUCCUUCCCAUCCCCAUCUAACAUAUAUCACUCCCAUCAUGCGGAGCAUUCAGAACUUCCUCUCUCUCAUAAGUGUGUUUCAAACACUUCCCUGGGCAUCUAGCCACAGUCCCAACAGUCCCAACCCGUUUUUGGGGCCACAAGUGACACAUACGGACCCAUGCUAUGACGAGACGGGUGCCGCCCGGCGUUGUAUCCCAGAAUUCAUCAACGCAGCGUUCGGUCAGGAGGUCAGCGUGUCGAGCAUAUGCGGGCGGCCGCCAUCCCACUCAUGUAGUUUAGUGGAACGUGACGACCGACCCGCCGUUCGCACAUGCCAGAUAUGUGACGCGUCAGAUCCUCGCCACGCCCACCCCACAUCCUACCUUACUGAUCUAAACUCCGCCCACAACCUCACCUGCUGGCAGUCCGAGAACUUGCAAGGCUCGCCGCUGAACGUAACGCUCACGCUGUCACUCAGCAAGAAGUUCGAAAUCACGUACGUCAGCUUGCAGUUCUGUUCCCCUCGCCCCGAGUCACUGGCCGUCUACAAGAGCAUGGACUACGGGCGUACCUGGACGCCGUAUCAGUUCUACUCGUCGCAGUGUCGUCGAAUGUACAACCGACCGAACAAAGCGGCGAUCACCAAGCAAAACGAACAGGAAGCUCUAUGCACGGAUGGAUACACUGAUCUGUACCCUCUUUCUGGUGGACUAAUUGCUUUUAGCACUCUAGACGGACGCCCAUCAGGGAAGGAUUUCGACUCUAGUCCUGUCCUGCAGGACUGGGUCACCGUUACUGACAUUCGAGUGGUCUUGAGUCGCCCACAGCACCCAAGAGCGCCACCAAUGUCUGGCCGUGAGAGCGAAGACUCGCUCGGACUGCCCGGGAUGCUGCCUUCGUAUUAUUACGCGGUGGGUGACUUCCAGGUUGGCGGCAGGUGUAAAUGCAAUGGCCACGCCUCCAGGUGUGUCCGAGAAAAGGACGGAAAGCUAGUGUGUGACUGCAAGCAUAACACGGAGGGUCCAGAGUGUGACCGCUGCAAACCGUUUCACUACGAUCGACCCUGGCAACGCGCGACGGCGAAAGAAGCCUACGAGUGUUUACCAUGUAACUGUAACCUGCACGCGCGGCGCUGUCGCUUUAAUAUGGAGUUAUAUAAGCUAUCUGGCCGUAAGAGCGGAGGAGUGUGUAUGAACUGCCGACACAACACCGCUGGACGACACUGUCAUUACUGCAAAGAGGGAUUCUACAGAGACAUGGCCAAACCCAUCACUCACCGCCGGGCCUGCAAAGCAUGUGACUGCCAUCCGGUGGGAGCCGCAGGUAAGACAUGUAACCAGACAACGGGUCAAUGCCCAUGUAAAGACGGGGUGAUGGGCAUCACCUGCAACCGCUGUGCUAAAGGAUAUCAACAGAGCCGAUCACCCAUCGCCCCCUGCAUUAAGAUUCCUGUUAUAAAGCCAACAGCUAUGAUCAGCACAACUGAGGGACCUUCAAAUUGUGAUUCUUACUGCAAACCACUGAAGAGAAAUCUCAAGAUAAACAUGAAGAAAUACUGCAAAAAGGACUACGCCGUCCAGGUGAGCGUGUUGGACAUGGAGACCGUCGGCGACUGGGCCAAAUUUUCUGUUAGUCUGGUUUCCGUUUACAAGAGCCGCGGCGAGCCGCUGAAGAGAGGCGACCAGGAGCUGUGGGUCCAUAUGAAGGAUCUGGCGUGUAAAUGUCCACGAAUACACAUGGGCAAACGAUUCCUCAUUCUGGGCACUACUGAGGCCGCCACGAGUCCUGAACGCCCCGGAUUACUGGCGGACAAAAACAGCCUGGUCAUUCAGUGGAGGGACAUUUGGACUCGACGACUGCGCAAGUUUCAGCGCAAAGAGAAGAAAGGCAAGUGCAGCAAAACGUGAUGGGAUCGUAAGGGAACCCUACAGUAUAUUGACCACUGUCCUGUGUACGGGGGAGACUCCGGCGUCCAGCCAUUAGUACGCGAGACCGAACUCUUUCCUGUGUGUUAUUUGAUGUAUCGUCCUGUUGGUCAGCCUUAUGAAGGGACCGUUAAAAAGACCACUGAAUCACACACACUCAAAUUACUAAUCAAACGGAACGAUUCUGUCCACAUCUGGUUUCAUCGAGUAAAUUCAUCAAAAGGUCACACUGGUGCUCACCACAUGCUGCUCGGUUUUGAAAACCUCA
Xyrauchen texanus (razorback sucker) is the source of this 2580-nucleotide messenger RNA. RefSeq names its product netrin 2 (gene ntn2). NCBI's taxonomy places the organism in Eukaryota, Metazoa, Chordata, Actinopteri, Cypriniformes, Catostomidae. The record is from RefSeq and is a predicted model, not a curated record. Bases 444 to 2294 code for a protein of 616 amino acids. The transcript has 7 exons. Gene Ontology annotation, molecular function: protein binding.